Hordeum vulgare subsp. vulgare (domesticated barley) is the source of this 827-nucleotide messenger RNA. RefSeq lists its product as uncharacterized. The transcript is spliced from 3 exons. Bases 345 to 701 code for a protein of 118 amino acids. Lineage: Eukaryota; Viridiplantae; Streptophyta; Magnoliopsida; Poales; Poaceae. The record is from RefSeq and is a predicted model, not a curated record.
UUGCACGAGUUCAAGGACUGUAUUCUACCAUGCUGACAACGAUGCGGUUUUCUACUAGGAGGCCGUGUUCGAGUCGGAUGCUGGCAACCCCAGCUGGUGAUAUAAUGAAGAACGGGAAGAGUGCAUCACGUCUGCGGGAGAAGAUUGAGGAACUCGAAUAGACUCGGCGGCGAGACUAGAAGUAGUACUCCUAUAAGUUAGAUCGGCGAGAUCUGCGACUGAAUAAUCCUCUCCGAUGGCGGCGGCAUCCGUAAGGUUUGCUGCGAGGAAGAUCUUCGGUCGCGCCCUUGAGCGACCACAGGCGUUCUUUUACCACGGCCGCUUCAGCGGCCGUCAAGGAGGAGAUGAGGCGGGUGCGGCCAAGGUUUGGCCAUGGCGGGGGUUCACUUCGCCGGUUCACCUCCUCCUCAUCACCAAACGUUCCUAAUGAUAAGCAUGUAGGCAAAUCUGGUCCCCCAAGUGCCCCCCCAAGCGAGCCCUUGCCGCCUGAUUCGACUGAGUUAAUCGGUAAUCUUCACCCUGACACUCUAGUGAUGGUCCCUAUAUCACUUGGUACAUGGUCAGCAAGCAACCCCCGGAUUUUAUUCAAUUUUCUCAAACUAGCUGUUGGGACGACUGUGUUUUGCGCUGCAGCAGUCUACUUGGAGGUCAAGUAUAUACGUGAAAGGCAAGCAGCAUCAAAAGAACAAAAGGAUGAUUGAGUGUCAGAUGUGUCUUUAGUUUCCGUGAGCAAUCGUUAUUAUGAUUGCUAUGUCUCGUAGCUUGUAUCUGUAUCGACUUUGUGUAAGUAUGCAAUGCUCGUGGCGAUUUACGACAUUUUCUCGGCA